Messenger RNA from Necator americanus (New World hookworm), 936 nucleotides. RefSeq lists its product as uncharacterized. The record is from RefSeq and is a predicted model, not a curated record. The coding region runs from base 1 to 936 and encodes 311 amino acids. NCBI's taxonomy places the organism in Eukaryota, Metazoa, Nematoda, Chromadorea, Rhabditida, Ancylostomatidae. The transcript is spliced from 9 exons.
AUGACGUCGUCUCGUCUCUGUCAGCCCGAUGACGUCGUACUUGAUCUUCUUGGCUUGCAUCAUCAGAUCUUCGAUGGCCGCUUCCGAUGCAAGCUUCCGAUUCAUAUUCUUCAAGUUCGCAAAUUAUGGUUUAGAGUUGGAGGACAACUGUUUUCUUGUCACGAAAAUUGCGGUGAAGCAACCACUGAUGAAUACUUCUAUAGGAGAAUUUUGACAAUCAAUGAUGAGACAAAGGAACGAGAAUGUGAUAAGACACAACAACGCAAGCCGGCUAAAGCAUGUGAAGCGAAGCCUGCAAAACAUCUGUGGGACCCCACGGGUCAAAAUGACAUGAAGCACCGACCGUUGCGUAAGCGGCCGCGCUCGGAAGCGGUGCCGUGGGGACAGCGGUUGGAAUCGAGGUGGAACCACGGCGAACUGCAGAGGAAUCCGCCACUAUUGACUCUCAUCGUCGUCAUCCCACCAAUGACAAAUCCUGUUUCAGAUGAUUUCCCACUAGAUGAUUGCGCUUAUGUCCCACCACUCAUAUCACAUUGCAUCUUUACUAUAGACGCCCUUAGAAGCCACGAUCCAUCCUCAGCGACAGAGAUUCUUCAGAAACGGUGUUUGCUCUGUCCGCUGCAGCCAAUCGGCGAAAAUUCGGACAUUUUCGACUUUAUUGUUGUCGGAGAGUUCGUGGAGACCCGACCAACCAAUUACCAUAUUUUCCGAGUGUCACCAUUAACCAUUAAAGUUCUCAAUAUUGAUCUUAAGAACAAUAAACAUAUUGAAGCUCCUAUUUCUGCUAUAUUCCAAGAGCUGAAGAAAAUUGGUUUGUGGAACUACCAAACAGAAUUAUAUUUAAAAAGAAGUAGCGAGGAAGUCUUGCAACAAUAUCAGUUCAGUAAUAUCAGCGACGUAGGAGGAGCACAACAUGGACACGGAGAAAAACUAUGA